UCCACAGUGAAAAAAAGUGAAACGAGAAGCGGCCAAAGCAAACGCGAUGCCGGCCGCCGGCGCCACGCCCCGCUCGUGCGCGUCCACGUCCAGGCAUGACGCGCCCCUGCACCUCAUCUUCGUGCCCUUCCUCUCGCGCAGCCACUUCGCUCCACUGGCAGCCCAGGCCGCCGCCGCCGCCGCCGUCUCCCCCGGCGGCGGCUCCGGCAGCGUCACCAUCCUCACCACCCCCCACUUCGCGGCCCUCGCGCCGGCCUCCGUGCGCGUCCGCGAGGCGCCGGUGCGCUUCCCGGUCGAGGACUUCUCUCUGCUUCCCGAGGAUGACGACGGGGCAGCGUCCGCGCCGGCGUUCUUCGCCGCCGCGCAGGCCGCGCUGGCGCCGGCGCUCGCGGAGGCCGUCCGCGCCAUCAUCGCCCAAGACGCCGGCGCGGCCGUGGCCGUGGUCUCGGACGCCGUGCUACACUGGUCCCCCGGCGUGGCCCGCGAGUGCGGCGUCCCGCACGUGACGUUCCACACCAUCGGCGCCUUCGCCGCGGCCGCCAUGGUCGCCUCGGCCCACCUCCACCGCCCCGGCCCCGGCCCGGCCGCCGUCCUACUCCCCGGCGGCUUCCCGGCCCAAGGCCAACUGAAGCUCCGCAGAGCCCACGUCGACGAGCAGGCUCUGGCCCACCUCCCCAUCUUCCGCGCCGCGGAGGCCCAGAGCCACGCCGUCGUCUUCAACACCUUCUCCGCUCUCGAGGCCGACUUCGCCGAGUACUACCGAACCGCGGACAACGACGGCUCCCCCACGAAGGUUUUCCUCGUCGGCCCCAGACGCACCGGCGGAGGUGUUACCACGGGAUCAGCCGCAGAGAGAGACCCGAUACUGCAGUGGCUCGACGGGCAGGAAGCCGGGUCGGUGGUGUACGCCUGCUUCGGCAGCACGUGCGGGCUGAGCUCCAGCCAGCUCAAGGAGCUCGCUGCUGGGCUGCGCGCGUCCGGGAUGCCGUUCCUCUGGGUGAUCCCGACGAUGCCCACGGAGGAUUUGCAAGAGGAGCGCGCGUCCAGGAACGGCAUGGUGGUGGCCGGGCGAUGGGCGCCGCAGGGGGAGAUCCUGGCGCACGGCGCGGUAGGGGGAUUCGUGAGCCACUGCGGCUGGAACUCGGCGCUGGACGCGCUCUGCGCCGGGGUGCCGCUCGCCACGUGGCCGCUCCGCGCCGACCAGUUCCUUAACGAGGCGCUCCUCGUCGACGUGCUCCGCGUCGGCGUCAGGGUGCGGGAGGUGGCAUGCCAGGCGGACGGGGGCGCCGUGGUGCCGGCCGAGGCGGUGGCCGGCGCGGUGGGGAAGCUGAUGGCCAGCGACGGUGCCGAUGAGGCGGCGGGGAGGAAGGCGAGGGUGAAGGAGCUCGCUGUGGCGGCGCGCGCAGCCGUGGAAGAAGGCGGGUCGUCGUGCGGUGACUGGACGCGGCUUGUGGAUGAGCUCAAGGCGUUGCACGGUCUUCCACGAUGAUCCACUUGGCUGACCGACCGACUGUCAAGUGAUGGUUAGUGUUGCCAGGGAACAUGAUGCCGUGCCUGGAACCUACAGCAUGUUAAAGAAAGAUGCAGAUAAAUACAUAAACCCAAAUCAUAACGCGCGUUCGUCUCUGCGCUUACGGUCUCGUGCAGUUCUACACACACAUGCAUGUGUUGCCGUGAUUAAUGUUUGUGUUAGCUUGCACACUACAGUGGAUGUUUAUGCAUGUGUGCAUCAUGCAUGAGUAAGUAUUUGGGGGCAUUUGUAUUUGUUCAUUUUCAAGGUUUAGAAUGUUUUGUAGCGCAUCUCGUCUGUCUGUUUCACAAUCUGUUUUCACCGUUGUCUUCAUAUCAGUGCUUCGAAUCUAGAUCCCAUUUUGGUA
Messenger RNA from Brachypodium distachyon (stiff brome), 1877 nucleotides. RefSeq names its product UDP-glycosyltransferase 73C4. Gene Ontology annotation, molecular function: UDP-glycosyltransferase activity. The transcript has a single exon. The record is from RefSeq and is a predicted model, not a curated record. The coding region runs from base 47 to 1489 and encodes 480 amino acids. Lineage: Eukaryota; Viridiplantae; Streptophyta; Magnoliopsida; Poales; Poaceae.